AUGUCUGAUCUCUGGAGUGGUUUGCUUCUGCGAUGGUGGGAUGAUUGGCAGCUACGUAUCCUCGUCCUGGGCAGUCUGGGCCUCGAGUGGUUCCUCCUGCUGGUCGCCCCUAUGCGCAAGUACACCAUCCGACCCGUCUUCAGGACAUGCAUCUGGCUGGCAUAUAUUUCCAGCGAUCCUCUGGCGAUUUACGCGCUUGCAACCCUCUUCAACCGCCACGUAAGGACCAGUAACUGUGGCGGGAUGAAAGAGCAGUCAAGCAUCCUGGAGGUCCUAUGGGCUCCAAUCCUUCUCAUCCACCUUGGUGGGCAGGAGGAAAUGACUAGCUACGAGAUAGAAGACAAUGAACUGUGGAGGAGGCACACCGUGACCUUGGUGUCCCAGGUCGCGGUCGCCUUGUACGCCUUCUACAAGUCCUGGCACAGCUCCAGUGACCGGAAGCUAUUGGCGGCUGCAAUUCUUCUCUUCGUGGUCGGGGUCCUCAGCUUCAGCGAGAAGCCAUGGGCUCUCAACAGAGCUAAAAGCAAGAGACUGGCGGCUCUAUCGGCCUGGGGGCGAGGAGCAAAAAAGCCAUCCAAAUGGAGGGAGUGCAUGAACUUCUUGUUCAAGGAGAGCAGUUGCUUCAACAGCAGGAUGCCACAAAGUCAUUUUUCAAUGGUUGGGGAGGAGGGUGGCAGCAGAAAUCGGUCAGGCAGAUUCACCGAGCUGCUACGGCGAUGGCGCUGGAUGGAGAGCGGCAGGCAUCAGCCAAACUGGAUGGUGGUGCCCUUGACGGAGGCAGACAAAAUCUUAAUGGUACUUUCAGACAUGUCACUGCUAGCUGCUGCCAAGGAGCUGGUAGCGCGAAAGAAAGCUCUCAUGGUGGAGGAUGUUUUGCCACCUCUGCCCGUUGCUGAGAAAACGUUGCCACGCCUGAUGCGCAGUGCAUUCGAGUUCAACUACACCAGAGAGCAAGUGGUUGCCACUCCUAUCUACCUGCUUUAUCAUCGGUUGGUGGUCCCGAUCCUGCACAUUGCCACCCUGACGCUAUAUGCAACCAGCAACAAGCACCCGUACAAGCAUGCUGACGUGAAGAUAACAUACAUCAUUUUCUGCCUCACCGCCGCGCUGGAUGUCUUCGCAGUCUUCAUCCGCCAGCUGCUAUACCGGCUCAUGUCUAGGACACAAGUUCCAGCUCUGUGCGAGACGGUGCCCAGCUAUAACCUCAUAGAUGCUGCUCUUUGGGAAGGUGACAAGAGCAUCGGGUGGGUAUACAUGUGUGCCAGGCGAUUGGGCUUCAACUGCUAUUCCAGGCAUGAACUUGGUGGCCUGUACAGAAUAGUCACACAAACUGUGAUUGCAGAUCUGGUGGAUGCAGGAAACCGAGACUUCGCCAGUUACAGGAUCUUCGAUUCAAGGAACUGGGCUAUAAGCAAUGAGAUGCAAAAACAUUGUGGCGCGGAGGCCAAAAAAAUCUUGUGCGUCUCGUUCGACCGGAGCGUCCUCCUAUGGCACAUCGCCACCGAUCUAUGCUUACGCUGCAUUGACGAUGCCUCCUCUGUCGCUGAUGGUGGUGAAGAAGGCCGGGUAGGAGGAGAAGAAGAAAUAGCAGCAGAAGGAGGAGCAGAAGAAAUAUCAUCAGAAGGAGAAGGGGCAGAAGGAAUAGCAGCAGAAGAAAUCCAAGAGGAACAACAACAAGGACACGAAGAGCAACAACAAGAAGAUAGGUUGGACCCAGCAUUACGUCUUCAUAUGAAGUGCACAGUUGCAAUAUCCAACUACAUGGCGCACCUGCUGAAUUUGAACCCUCAGAUGCUGCUGACCGGCAGCAGGCACCAUCUGAUCUCCGAAGCUAUGGAGGAAGUAAAAACCUGCUUUUUGUUGAAGAAGUAUAAGCUGAGCCAAAGAGAGGAAGUAAAGAAGCUCAUUGACGACAUAGUGGACAAGUCAGUGAGUGAACAUGAUGAAGUUUUCCACAUCACUGAGGCAUGCAAGCUUGCGAAAGAGUUGCUAAAGAUGCCGACACAUAGGCGCUGGAUGCUGAUGUACCGAGUGUGGCUGGGCAUGCUCUGCUACUCCGCCAGCAUGUCCAGGGGUUACCUGCAUGCCAAGAGCUUGGGUGAAGGUGGAGAAUUCCUCACUUUCGUCUGGCUCGUGCUCUCGCUCAAGGGGGGCAAGAGCUUGGCCGACAAGCUUCAGAUGCCGCCAGACAAUGAUGACAACACCGUCAAACCAUAA
Triticum turgidum subsp. durum (durum wheat) is the source of this 2217-nucleotide messenger RNA. The record is from the annotation of a GenBank genome assembly. NCBI's taxonomy places the organism in Eukaryota, Viridiplantae, Streptophyta, Magnoliopsida, Poales, Poaceae.